AUGACAGCCUUUGACUAUGAACCGAAGGAAGGCAUUCCCAUCGAAGAUGGUACGCCGACAACAGCCACCACAACCACGUCCGCGUCUUCUUCGGACGAGCACAACACGCUCCCAGACCCGAACGGGAUAGAUUGGCUGCCCGACGACCCGGAAAACCCGUACAACUGGUCGGCGUCCAAGAAAUGGGCCAUCACCGCCGUGGCCAUCAUGGCCACCUUCACCACCAUCCUGAACGGCACCAUGAUCACGGUGGCCCACGCGGCCAUCAACGAUGAGUUCCACGUCAGCGACGAGACAUUCCCAAACUCAUACUGGCCCGUGACGAGCUGGGCUUUAGGAGGUGCGCUUUCGGGUCUAGUCAUUCUGCCCCUGAUGGAAGAUUUCGGCGUCCGCCCGGCCUUCCUGACAACAUACGUGGUCUUCAUCCUGUUCAUCAUCCCUCAAGCCGUGGCCAAGAACUUUGCGACGCUGAUCGUGUCGCGCUUCUUCAGCGGCGGCUGCGUCUCGGUGCUGAGUAACACCGCGGCCGCCCUGAUCGGGAAUAUCUGGGAAGGCGACCGCGCCCGCACCAUCCCCAUGUCUCUGUUCGUCACGCUCUACCUCGCAGGGAGCAGCAUGGGCCCCGUCAUCGCGGGCGUCAUCUUCCAGACUUUGGGGUGGCGCUGGAUCUCCUACAUGCAAAUCAUAUGGUACGCGGCGCUGUCCCCGAUCUACAUAUUCUUCUUUCAGGAGAGCCGCGGCACCAUCAUCCUGCACCGGCGGGCUGUGAAGCUUAGGCGCGAAGGAGGUCACAGUCACGCCGGCGUUGCGGCCACGCCCAAAGCGACCAGCGCAACCCUGGCCCGCAAACUCGCCCGCAGCACGCAGCGCCCGCUACGCAUGCUCUUCACCGAACCCGUCCUCUUCACCUUUACGCUCUGGUCGGCCUUCAUGGUCGGCACGGUCUACCUGUUCACGCAGUCCGUCGAGUUCGUCUUCUCGACCCUCUACGGUUGGAGUGCCAGCCAAGCCGGCUACGUGCAAUCGGCCAUCGUGGUCGGCGAGUGCGUCGGCUGGACGGGCGUGCUGGUGUCCGCGCGCCUCUAUUUCAACUCGGCUUCACGUAACACUGAAGUCCCCGGGACACCCGUCCCAGAGGCCCGCCUGUACGUCAGCGUCGUUGGUAGUUUUGUGGGAGUGGCCGGCGGCAUGUUCGUCUACGGCUGGACCGCGUACCCUUCUAUCCCGUGGAUCGCGCCCGCCAUUGGCCUCGCGAUGGUCGGGUAUGGCGUCGAGGUCGUCGUGCUCGCGAUCGCGGAUUACGUCGUGGACGCGUACGCCAUGUAUGCCGGCAGCGCGGUCGCCGCGGUCGUGCUGGGCGAGAAUCUGUUCUCGGCGUUCCUCCCGCUCGCGGCGCAGGCCAUGUAUUCGCGCCUGGGCCCGCGGUGGGCGAGUUCCUUGCUGGGGUUCCUGGCUUUGGGACUGAGUUUUGCGCCCGUCGCCAUUCUCAUGUACGGGUCGAGACUGAGGCAGCGGAGUCCGUUCAUGAAGGAGGCCAUGGUCGAGAAGAGGAGGAAUGUGGAUGUGCCUUCGCAGAUCGCGAGGGUGACUUCGAAUGGUGGCGGUGUGGUGUAG
Molecule: messenger RNA, 1614 nt
Organism: Cladophialophora yegresii CBS 114405
Lineage: Eukaryota; Fungi; Ascomycota; Eurotiomycetes; Chaetothyriales; Herpotrichiellaceae
Exons: 1
Coding region: 1-1614 (537 amino acids)
Biological process (GO): transmembrane transport
Molecular function (GO): transmembrane transporter activity
Source: RefSeq, a predicted model, not a curated record